Molecule: messenger RNA, 515 nt
Organism: Austrofundulus limnaeus
Lineage: Eukaryota; Metazoa; Chordata; Actinopteri; Cyprinodontiformes; Rivulidae
Product: H/ACA ribonucleoprotein complex subunit 4
Biological process (GO): snRNA pseudouridine synthesis; box H/ACA sno(s)RNA 3'-end processing; mRNA pseudouridine synthesis
Cellular component (GO): box H/ACA snoRNP complex
Molecular function (GO): pseudouridine synthase activity; RNA binding
Source: RefSeq, a predicted model, not a curated record
GGAUCUUCUGGGUCAGCUGUGAGGCAGGAACCUACAUCCGGACUCUGUGCGUCCACCUGGGGCUGCUCCUCGGGGUCGGGGGUCAGAUGCAGGAGCUGCGGAGGGUCCGCUCUGGAGUUMUGGGCGAGAAGGACAACCUGGUGACGAUGCACGAUGUUCUAGAUGCUCAGUGGCAGUUCGACCACAACAAGGAYGAGUYGUACCUGAGGAGGGUCAUCUUCCCGCUGGAGAAGCUGCUGGUGUCGUACCGCCGCCUGGUGGUCAAGGACAGCGCGGUCAAUGCCAUCUGCUACGGGGCGAAGAUUUUACUUCCUGGCAUCCUGCGGUACGAAGACGGCAUCGAGGUGAACCAGGACAUCGUGGUGAUCACGUCGAAGGGCGAGGCCAUCUGCACAGCCGUCGCCCUGAUGACCACAGCAGUCAUCUCCACCUGCGACCACGGCGUCGUGGCCAAGAUCAAGAGGGUCAUCAUGGAGCGGGACACCUACCCACGGAAGUGGGGUCUCGGCCCGAAG